GUCGCUGAUACAGAUGUGGCGGGGGUUGGAGGCCGACGCGGCGGUCAGUCCCAAGAGCAGCCCGGAGAACAGCGGCGACAACGCCACCUCCACCGCUGCUUCCUCGUCGGCGGACGAGCUUUUCAGCGACAACUCAGGGGAUUCGGAUUCCGACAUCGCGGCCGCUCCAAAUUCUUCCUCCUCGUCGAGGGAGAGGACCGGCCGGGUGGAGAACAUCGUGAGGAUGCUGAGUUCCGGGAACAGCACGCCAGCCGUCGCUUCCUCUCCAAAGAAUCCGGCGCCGGCGGCAGAUAACACAUCAAGCGAUCGACAAUACACGAAAGAUUUCGUCGCGGGAAUGGAACAGGAAAGGCGGCGUGAGCUUGCCGCACUGACCGAGCUCCACUGCGUCUCUCAGUUCCAGCAUCAUCGCCUUCUUUGUGUAAUCUGCAACUUAAACUCCAAUACCUCAUCCUCAAUUUCAUUCUCAUAGUUCAUGUUCAUCUUUGCAGGCAACAUUUGGGCUCACAGAACUAUCGACACCAAUGGAGUUUGAUGAAUUGCAUAAACGAACAGCAAUCUCACAUCCCAGGAGGAACCAAUUUCUUGAGAAACAGUGCAAAGAUGAAGAUUCUUAUCUUGCUGAUCAGUUCAAUGCUAAGAGAUAUGGUUCAGAAAGCACUUACCCUAACACCAACUCGUCGCGGGAAGGAAAUCAUAGCACAAUUGGUUCAUGGGAUGAAAGAAAUUUGUGUAUGGCAGACUUGUUACCUUCGAACGGUUGGCACGGUGAGGUGCAUCAGCCUUCCGGUUCGCGGAGACAAUGGACAGUCAGAAGGCAACCAAUGUGUGCUGGAUUCUUUCAGAAAUUUGCAGAUAAUGCCGAAAUGAUUGAGCUUUAUGAAAGGAGAAGAGUCUCGGAUUCCCUUGAUAGUGAAUUUUGCAACGAGUUAAACGCGAUGGUCUUAUCGUUGUUAGAGAUGCAAAGGAAACGAACUUUUGCUCAAGAUGAUAUUUCAAAUGAUGAAGAUCAUCCAUUUUGGCAAAAAAUGGAGGAGUGUAGUAACAAUUCUGAGAGUGUUGUUGAUAUCUUCUCAUCAUGUUCAACUGCUCAAAACCACACCAUGUGCCAGUCGGAAUGUCGGAAACAUGCUUCAUCCCCUCACCGAAAUGAUCUUGAAUAUACGGAUGAAUUAAGAGACGGUAUCGUGCAGAUACACGUAGAACUUCAGGAACUUCGCAAGUUAGUCGAGAGUUGUCUGAAGAAGCAAGUUGAACUGCAUGACUCUAUCAAGGAAGACAUUUUUGAUGCAAUUAGACAAUCAAUUCUUAUGCAGAUCUAACCGGGAGUAUCUUGAAUGGCUAUCUGCAACAAACAGGAACAAAAGGCAGAUGCUGUAUCUGUUUCGAUACUCCGCGAGUGAACUAGUUAGUGCAUAGAUAGGUGUGCCCGUGAACUACAACGAGGCUGGUAGAUCUUCGAUGGUCGGGUAUCGUUCAAGCAUUUCACAUUCCUUGAAGAGAUUUGUUCUCUUUCUUGAGGAUAGCAAACUCUCUCUAGACUCCAUCCAAUAGCACUGGAAUCUAGAUUAGAUCUCGAGUUAAUAGAUGUUCAAGAUCUUUUAACACAAAUUUUUUUAAUAUAUUUUUAACAUUUAAUUUUUGUUGUUCUUUUGUUUUUGGAGUAAA
Messenger RNA from Zingiber officinale, 1668 nucleotides. RefSeq lists its product as uncharacterized. The coding region runs from base 525 to 1322 and encodes 265 amino acids. The transcript has 6 exons. The record is from RefSeq and is a predicted model, not a curated record. NCBI's taxonomy places the organism in Eukaryota, Viridiplantae, Streptophyta, Magnoliopsida, Zingiberales, Zingiberaceae.